AUGGCACCUGUAUACACCAACACCAACGGCUGCCCCGUGCCCGACCCCAUGGCGUCCCAGAGAAUCGGCAAGCACGGCCCCUUGUUGUUGCAGGACUUCAACUUCAUCGACUCCAUUGCCCACUUCGACAGGGAGAGAAUCCCCGAGCGUGUCGUGCACGCCAAGGGCUCCGGCGCCUACGGUGUGUUCGAGGUGACGGACGACAUUUCCGACAUCUGCUCGUCCAAGUUCUUGGACACCGUCGGCAAGAAGACCAAGGUGGUGACGCGUUUCUCCACCGUGGGCGGCGAGUCUGGCUCCGCCGACACCGCCAGAGACCCCCGUGGCUUCUCCGUCAAGUUCUACACGGAGGAGGGCAACUUGGACUUUGUGUACAACAACACGCCGGUGUUCUUCCUCCGCGACCCCACCAAGUUCCCCCACUUCAUCCACACGCAGAAGAGACACCCCCAGACCCACUUGAAGGACGCCAACAUGUUCUGGGACUACUUGUGCAGCAACGAGGAGUCCGCGCACCAGGUGAUGAUCUUGUUCUCGGACCGCGGCACGCCCCGCUCGUACCGCGAGAUGCACGGCUACUCGGGCCACACCUACAAGUGGUCCACCAAGAACGGCGACUGGCACUACGUGCAGGUGCACUUGAAGAGUGACCAGGGCUUCAAGACGCUCACCAACGAGGAGGCCGGCGCUUUGGCCGGCUCCAACCCGGACUACGCGCAGGAGGACUUGUUCAAGGAGAUCGCCAAGGGCAAUCACCCCUCGUGGACCUGCUACAUUCAGACCAUGACGGCCGAGCAGGCCAAGCACGUGGACUUCUCCGUCUUCGACUUGACCAAGGUCUGGCCCCAGAAGGACUUCCCCUUGCGCCGCUUCGGCAAGAUCACUUUGAACGAGAACCCUAAGAACUACUUUGCCGAGGUGGAGCAGGUGGCCUUCUCGCCAUCGCACUCCGUGCCCUACAUGGAGCCCUCGGCCGACCCCGUCUUGCAGUCCCGUUUGUUCUCCUACCCGGACACGCACAGACACAGAUUGGGCACCAACUAUCAGCAGAUCCCAGUCAACUGCCCCGUGACUGGGGCCUUCCACCCACACAUCAGAGACGGCGCCAUGCUGGUCAACGGCAACAUGGGCAGCACGCCCAACUACUACUCUGCCGCCAACAACUUUGCCACGGAAAGAUUCAGUCUUCAAGAAGACCAGGAGGUCUGGGAGGGCGCCGCCUGUCCUUUCCACUGGAAGGCCACGGACGCCGAAUUCAAGCAAGCCACUGACUUGUGGCACGUUUUGGCCAGAACCCCAGGCCAGCAGGAGAACUUGGCCCACAAUGUUGUCGCCCAUGCCUCGGCGGCCGAUGUGCCUAUCCAAGACAGAGUCGUGGCCUACUUCACCAAGGUGCACCCUGACUUGGGACAAGCCAUCAAGAAGGGUCUUGAGGAGUCGCGCAAGUGA
Messenger RNA from Metschnikowia bicuspidata var. bicuspidata NRRL YB-4993, 1449 nucleotides. It is a transcript of the gene CAT1, whose product is annotated as catalase A. The transcript has a single exon. Gene Ontology annotation, molecular function: catalase activity; heme binding. Gene Ontology annotation, biological process: hydrogen peroxide catabolic process; response to hydrogen peroxide. The record is from RefSeq and is a predicted model, not a curated record. The coding region runs from base 1 to 1449 and encodes 482 amino acids. NCBI's taxonomy places the organism in Eukaryota, Fungi, Ascomycota, Pichiomycetes, Serinales, Metschnikowiaceae. Gene Ontology annotation, cellular component: cytoplasm; peroxisome; mitochondrion.